Molecule: messenger RNA, 3357 nt
Organism: Babjeviella inositovora NRRL Y-12698
Lineage: Eukaryota; Fungi; Ascomycota; Pichiomycetes; Serinales
Gene: PKH3
Product: protein kinase
Exons: 1
Coding region: 415-2925 (836 amino acids)
Biological process (GO): intracellular signal transduction; peptidyl-serine phosphorylation
Molecular function (GO): protein serine/threonine kinase activity; ATP binding
Source: RefSeq, a predicted model, not a curated record
CAUCUUUAAACCCGACCAGUCGUCAGGAAACGGUACAACACAAGUGUGCCUUCCCCAUUAGAGCAUCCUUGCAUAGCACUACUUCCGUCUUACCCAGAAGUCUACCGGCGAGAUCAAAGACCUCCCAUCAAGUUCAUUGGCACGGCUUGAACCACGUUUCUUAAAUAGCACUGCCAGGCAUCGUCCAAACUAGUAAACCGUUCUACCCCAUCCUGUAAGGACCCCCAUUGAUCUCUAUCUUCUAGGACGCAUUCUACCCCUCAUACUCAAUCGCAUCUCUCGGAAGUCUAGUCUCAGGAUACGCUUCACCCACCGAAUCUCUUAUCGUGUCCUCAGAAGAUCUCAGGACAGACCUUCCUUAGGUACCAUCCGUCUCCUCUCUUGCCUCGAGCUCAUUGCUCACACACACUCGCUAUGUCCCGCAAACGGGCUGUCAAGGACUACCAGUUCGGUAACUGCAUUGGUGAAGGCUCCUACUCCAAAGUCUACUCUGCGGUAGACCUUCACAACCGCAAAACCUACGCGGUCAAGGUUCUCUCCAAAAAGCACAUCGUCAAGGAGAAAAAGAUUAAGUAUGUCAAUAUUGAAAAACAUACGCUCAACCGUCUUGGAAACCACCCCGGGAUCGUUCAGCUCUACUACACGUUCCAGGACGACGCAUCGCUCUACUUCGUGAUUGACUUUGCCGAGUACGGUGAGCUCUUAACGAUCAUCCGCAAGUAUGGUUCGCUCAAUGAACACAUCACGCGCUUCUACAUGGCGCAGAUCCUCGACGCGGUGGAGUUUAUGCACUCCAAGGGCGUGAUCCACCGCGAUCUCAAGCCGGAAAACAUCUUGGUCAACCACCACUUGCGCUUGAUGAUCACCGACUUUGGCGCAGCCAAGCUCGUCGGUGCGGACACGGACGCGGACGUGAUUGCACCGGACACAACCAUCCCGGGUGACGAGUCGCCGCGCGCGUCGUCGUUUGUGGGCACAGCCGAGUACGUCUCACCCGAGCUCCUUCGUCACAACCAGGCCGGCUUCGAGUGCGAUAUCUGGGCCUUGGGUUGCAUCUUGUACCAGUUUAUCCUCGGCGUCCCGCCGUUCAAGGGUAAGACCGAAUACCUUACCUUCGAGAAGAUUAUCCUGUUGGACUAUGCGUUUCCGCCCGCGUUGUACGUGCCGCUGCGCAUUAAGAGCCUCGUUGGCGGCUUGCUCCGCCUCGAUCCGCUCGCGCGUUUGACCAUUCCCGAGAUUAAGCAGCACGAGUUCUUCCGCGGUGCCGAUUGGGCAGACAAAAAGACGAUAUGGGGGACAAAGGUACCCAAGUUCGAGCCAUACAACCCGCGCGUCUACCAGCGCGAGGAGCCGUCGCCCAAGAAGCCAUUCCCUAUCAAGCCUCCUCCAGGGGCCGCCAAGGCGACAAAUAAUAAGCUCCAUGCGGCAAUGAUGGGGCUUGCUAUUACCCCACCAGCGACGGCGGAGGGCAAACUAAGCCAAAAUGGAACCCAAAGUGGUCAAAAUGGGGCCAAAAGUGGUCAAAAUGGGAUCCAGGGUGGCCAGAAUGGUCACCAAAACGGACAAAACGGGUCAGCUAUUAACCAAAAUUUGAAUUUUUCUCCACAAAGUUUGCCUCCCACUCCAAAGCUGACCCCUGACUUCCCCCGCAAGCCGUUGCUCACACAGCAGCAGUCGGACCAGCAAAUGAUCAACAAAAUCCUCCAGGAGAAGAUGGUGAUAAAGAAGACGGAGUUGCAGAUGAGACAGAAUGUAGCGCCUGCGAUUGCUCCGAUUCUGCUGUACCUGAACGGAAGCGGGAUACCAUCUGUAGGGAUGGUGACGUCUAAGUCUAGCCUGAAUCUCCAGGCGAAACUGCCACCGUACCCUGGAUCGAUCCACGGCGUCCGGCUGGUCAGUCAGAUGAUGGCGAAGCCUACAGUGAAGGCAAAGCCGCAACUAGUCCCUUCGUCACCCCAGCCGCCAACUCAGCCACCACCCCAGCCAAAAAUUCCAUAUCCGCCAAAAAUCCCAUCUCAGCUGCCAGUUCUGCCAAGACAGCUCUCUCAGGGACAAUCCCAGCCGCGGCAAUCCGAAAAUCUGAUUCCCGGGGAAAUCGCACGCAACUUACUCCCGGACGAGGCGAUUCUCAAGCUCGACUUGAUCAAGACAUCAGAGUUGCCGUACUCGUACCAGACGGACGGGGGUCCCGCCACGCCCGUAACGCUUGAUUCCUCUCUUGACGACACGGUGAUCCAGGAGAUCAUUACCAAGAACCGGCGGCGCUUGGACUUUGUGGAACUGACGCGGAUCCUCGUCAUUACUAACCAAGCGCGCUUAUUCUUACUCUACGUGGAGCAGAAUACUAUCGGCAACAUCCAGGUGAUCAACCUCACCAACAAGUAUUACUCCAUGUACGACUACGAAUUCAACGACGACACCUGCACUGGCUACUUGAUUCUUGAGCUGCUCCGCGACCGCAAGUUAAUCUUUUUGAAGCCAUACAGCCUGCAUACAGCCGACCGUGAGGUGCUGGUACCAUAUCGCCGUGGUACGAGUGCGGGAUGGGUCGAGUGCUUACUCCAGGCGAGGGAGCUCUUGACUGAGGAAGCCAAACCGCCAGCCAAACCCAGACCCACCACCCCGACGACAAAUGCGCCGUUAGUGAACCCGCCGUCCACAACAAAGGUCAUGCCGCGGCCUUCCUCCAAGGCCCCCGUCAAAAGGGUCGUUUCAGCGCCUGUAAAGAAGGCCGCAACCAAGCCAGCUGUUUCCACAAAGCCAGCUGUUGCCAUAAAGCCAGUUGUUGCCGCAAAGCCAGUUACUGCAAAACCAGCAAUUACAACAAAACCAACACCCAAGCUAGCACCAAAACCAGCGCCGAACUUUGCGGCUGCGGCUGCCAUGAGUGCUGCCCGGUUAAGUAAGGCCAAAACUCAGAAGUAGUCAUGGAUACCCUCAUCCUACUUGAUCCAAUAGAUUGUUUCAUCAUGGUGCCAGUAUCUGCAUAAUACACUAUUGUAUUUUAUAUGACAUUGACCUAUUAUGUAGAUUAUAAAGCAUGUGAGUUAGGGGGUUAGACUUAAAUGAGUCGAAGGUUGCCGGUGUAGAUCACGGGUUGACACUGGGAAUGUAUUCGAUUUGCUAUUGUGUUCUAUCCUGGACCUAUACAGGGUAUAGCUAGAAACUACAACAACUUUGGAUGGCUCUUUUUGUAGUUAUACGGAAUGUUAUCGUUGCUGUGUGUAUGGGCGAAGCUAUUUACCAAAAGGCCGUACUCCAACCGAUGCCAUGAAUAUACAUUGAUUCAUAUCCACAGAUGGUAAUAGGCACCAAUGAGCCAUGUAUCUGAAUGCUGCUCUCAUUUCCUCUUACAAC